AGCUGUAUGGAGGCAAGGGGAGUCUAGCUUUGCUUCUUGGUCCAGGGGUAGCCCAGGAUGGCUGCAGUGUCAUAUGAUCAGUUGUUAAAACAAGUAGAAGCAUUAAAAAUGGAGAACUCAAACCUUCGACAAGAACUGGAAGACAAUUCAAAUCAUCUUACAAAACUGGAAACUGAAGCAUCUAAUAUGAAGGAGGUGCUAAAGCAGCUGCAAGGAAGUAUUGAAGAUGAGGCAGUGGCUUCAUCAGGACAGAUCGAUUUGCUGGAACGUCUUAAAGAAUUGAACUUGGACGGCAACAGCUUCCCUGGAGUGAAGUUAAGGCCAAAGAUGUCCAUGCGUUCAUAUGGGAGCAGAGAAGGCUCUGUAUCCAGUCGUUCAGGAGAGUGCAGUCCUGUUCCCAUGGGAUCAUUUCCCAGAAGAGGUUUUAUGAAUGGAAGCAGGGAGAGCACUGGUUAUCUAGAAGAGCUGGAGAAAGAAAGAUCACUCCUGCUUGCUGAACUUGAAAAAGAAGAGAAAGAAAAAGACUGGUAUUAUGCUCAGCUUCAGAAUUUGACUAAGAGGAUAGAUAGCCUUCCUCUUACUGAAAACUUCUCCUUGCAGACAGACAUGACUAGAAGGCAGUUGGAAUAUGAAGCAAGGCAGAUCAGAGCUGCCAUGGAAGAACAGCUAGGUACUUGUCAGGACAUGGAAAAGAGGGCACAGGUAAGAGUGGCUAGAAUUCAACAAAUAGAGAAGGAUAUUCUUCGAAUAAGACAGCUGCUGCAGUCCCAAGUUGCUGAAGCUGAGAGGGCACCUCCAAGCAAGCAUGAUACAGGCUCGCAUGAAGCAGAGAGGCAAAAUGAAAGUCAAGGAGCAGCAGAAAUCAGCAUGGCAACUGCUGGCAGUAGUCAGAGUUCAGCGGCUCGAAUGGACCACGAGACGUCCAGUGUUACGAGUUCUAACAGUUACUCUGUUCCUCGAAGACUGACAAGUCACCUAGGUACAAAGGUUGAAAUGGUGUAUUCCUUGUUAUCAAUGCUGGGUACUCAUGACAAAGAUGAUAUGUCCCGAACUUUGCUAGCAAUGUCAAGCUCUCAAGACAGCUGCAUAGCCAUGCGCCAGUCUGGAUGUCUUCCCCUCCUCAUCCAACUUCUACAUGGCAACGACAAAGACUCUGUUUUGCUGGGAAACUCCCGGGGCAGUAAGGAGGCCCGUGCCAGGGCCAGUGCAGCACUACAUAAUAUCAUUCAUUCGCAGCCUGAUGAUAAGCGAGGCAGGCGAGAAAUACGUGUCCUCCAUCUUUUAGAGCAAAUCCGAGCUUACUGUGAAACAUGUUGGGAAUGGCAGGAAGCACACGAUCAGGGCAUGGACCAGGACAAAAACCCAAUGCCAGCUCCAGUUGAUCAUCAGAUCUGCCCUGCAGUGUGUGUUCUAAUGAAGCUUUCAUUUGAUGAAGAGCAUAGGCAUGCAAUGAAUGAACUUGGUGGUUUGCAGGCCAUUGCAGAAUUACUGCAGGUGGACUGUGAAAUGUAUGGACUUACUAAUGACCACUAUAGUGUCACAUUAAGACGAUAUGCUGGAAUGGCUCUUACAAAUUUAACUUUUGGCGAUGUAGCCAAUAAGGCUACGUUAUGUUCUAUGAAGGGUUGCAUGAGAGCUCUUGUAGCCCAGCUAAAAUCCGAAAGUGAAGAUUUACAGCAGGUGAUUGCAAGUGUGCUGAGGAAUUUGUCUUGGCGAGCUGAUGUGAACAGUAAGAAGACCCUUCGUGAGGUUGGAAGUGUGAAAGCACUGAUGGAGUGUGCUUUGGAAGUUAAAAAGGAAUCCACCCUAAAAAGUGUAUUGAGUGCCUUAUGGAAUUUGUCAGCUCAUUGCACUGAGAAUAAAGCUGACAUAUGUGCAGUAGAGGGUGCUCUUGCCUUUUUAGUGGGCACUUUGACUUACCGCAGCCAAACAAAUACUUUAGCCAUCAUUGAAAGUGGAGGAGGAAUAUUGCGUAAUGUUUCCAGCUUGAUUGCUACAAAUGAGGAUCACAGGCAAAUUCUGAGAGAGAACAGCUGCUUGCAAACUCUGCUACAUCACUUGAAGUCUCACAGCUUAACAAUAGUCAGCAAUGCAUGUGGAACCUUGUGGAACCUCUCUGCACGGAAUGCAAAGGACCAGGAAGCAUUAUGGGACAUGGGAGCAGUUAGCAUGCUCAAAAAUCUCAUACAUUCAAAGCACAAGAUGAUAGCCAUGGGCAGUGCUGCAGCUCUAAGGAACCUAAUGGCAAACAGGCCUGCAAAAUACAAAGAUGCUAACAUCAUGUCUCCAGGUUCAAGCUUGCCAUCUCUUCAUGUUAGAAAGCAGAAAGCACUGGAAGCAGAGUUAGAUGCUCAACAUUUAUCUGAGACUUUUGACAAUAUUGAUAAUUUAAGUCCCAAAACAUCCCACCGUAAUAAGCAAAGACAUAAACAAAACUUGUACAGUGAAUAUGUUUUGGAUGCUAAUCGACAUGAUGAUGGAGUUUGCAGGUCAGAAAAUUUUAAUGCUGGUAACAUGACUGUGCUUUCACCGUAUUUAAAUACUACAGUGUUGCCUGGCUCUUCUUCCUCAAGCAGAGGAAAUGCCGAAAGUUCUCGGUCUGAAAAGGACAGGAGCCUGGAUAGAGAACGUGCAAUGGGAUUCAACAGCUAUCAUUCAGCAACAGAAAAUUCUGGGAACUCUUCUAAACGAAUAGGAAUGCAGAUCUCUACUGCUACAGCCCAAAUUUCCAAAGUAAUGGAAGAAGUAAGUAUGCAUAUUACACAGGAUGAGAGAAGCAGUGGUUCUGUAGCUGAAAUGCACUGUUUGUCAGAAGACAGGAAUGCAUUAAGGAGAACAUCUACUGCCCAUUCUCAUACAAAUGCUUAUAACUUUCCUAAAUCUGAGAACAGGACUUGUCCUGUGCCUUAUGCAAAAGUGGAGUACAAGAGAUCUUCUAAUGAUAGCUUAAACAGUGUCAGCAGCAGUGAUGGAUAUGGUAAAAGAGGACAGAUGAAGCCUAUUGAAUCUUAUUCUGAAGAUGAUGAAAGUAAAUUUUGCAGUUAUGGACAGUACCCAGCUGAUUUAGCCCAUAAAAUACACAGUGCUAACCAUAUGGAUGACAAUGACGGAGAGCUAGACACGCCAAUAAACUAUAGCCUAAAAUAUUCUGAUGAGCAGCUGAAUUCUGGAAGGCAGAGCCCAUCGCAGAAUGAAAGGUGGGCAAGACCCAAACAUGUAAUAGAAGAGGAAAUAAAGCAAAAUGAGCAAAGACAGUCCAGAAGUCAAAGUGGAGCCUACCCUGUGUACACUGAAAGUGGUGAUGAUAAACACAUAAGCUACCAGUCACCUUUUGGCCAGCCAGAGUGUGUUUCUCCUUUCAGAUCAAGAGAAUCCAACAGUACAGAACAAAACAGAGUAAGCUGCAGUCUUGGGAUAAAUCCAAAAGUGAACCAGUCCUUAUGCCAGGUUGAUGAUUAUGAGGAUGAUAAGCCAACCAAUUAUAGUGAACGUUAUUCUGAGGAGGAACAACACGAGGAAGAAGAUCAGCCAACUAACUACAGCAUAAAAUACAAUGAAGAGGAGCAUCAUGUCGAACAGCCUAUCGAUUAUAGUCUCAAAUACUCAACAGAUAUUCCUCCCUCUGCACAGAAGCCCUCUUUUUCUUUUGCAAAGAGCCCAACAAUACAGAGCACUAAAACAGAUCAUAUUUCUUCAGCCACUGGGAAUAUGGCAACUUCUGCUGGCCCAAAGAGACACAACCAGCUCCAUCCAAAUUCAGCUCAGAGUAGAACAAGUCACAGUCAGAAGCCUGCUUCUUGCAAAGCACCAUCAAUCAACCAGGAAACCAUGCAGACCUAUUGUGUGGAAGAUACCCCAAUAUGUUUUUCAAGAUGUAGUUCUCUGUCAUCUUUGUCAUCUGCUGAGGAUGAAACGGGGCGUGAGCAGUCCACACGUGUCACAGACGGUAAUAACUCUAUGAAGAUGGUGGGAAUGAAAGAAAAUAGCCGAAGCCUGUCUGCAGCAAGUACAGUAAAUGAGACCUCAUCAGUAUCUCAGCAUGCCAGAACAAAAUCAAAUAGACUCCAGGCUUCUAAUCUAUCCCCUUCUGACUCUGCUAGGCAUAAAGCUGUUGAGUUUUCUUCAGGCGCCAAAUCUCCUUCAAAAAGUGGGGCUCAGACUCCUAAGAGUCCACCAGAGCAUUAUUUGCAGGAAACUCCACUCAUGUUUAGCAGGUGUACCUCUGUAAGUUCCUUGGAUAGUUUUGAGAGUCGUUCAAUUGCUAGCUCAGUUCAGAGUGAGCCUUGCAGUGGGAUGGUAAGUGGUAUUAUAAGUCCAAGUGAUCUUCCAGAUAGCCCAGGACAAACAAUGCCACCAAGCAGAAGUAAAACUCCACCCCCUGCACAAACAACACAAGUGAAGAGAGAAGUAGCCAAAAGUAAAGUGCCUAGCACUGAAAAGAGAGAAUCUGGACCAAGGCAAACAGCUGUUAGUACAGCUGUUCAAAGAGUGCAGGUAUUGCAAGAUGCAGAUACUUUGUUGCAUUUUGCUACAGAAAGCACACCUGAUGGGUUUUCUUGUUCAUCAAGCUUAAGUGCUUUGAGUCUUGAUGAACCUUUUAUACAGAAAGAUAUAGAGCUAAGAAUAAUGCCGCCUGUACAUGAAGAUGAUCCUGGGAAUGAUGCAGAACUUGAACAGCCAAACGAUACAAAGACUGAUCAAGAGAAGAAGGCAGAGAAGGCCACAGAACCUGAAAAAGAUAUACUGGAUGAUUCAGAUGAUGAUGAUGAUAUUGAAAUAUUGGAAGAGUGCAUUAUUUCUGCCAUGCCUACAAAAUCUUCACGUAAAGCCAAAAAGCCUUCUCAGGUAACUGCUUCAAAAAUACCUCCACCUGUAGCCAGGAAACCAAGCCAGCUGCCAGUGUAUAAACUUCUCCCUUCUCAAAGCAGAUUACAUUCUCAAAAGCAUGUUAGUUUUACACCUGGAGAUGAUAUGCCACGUGUGUAUUGUGUUGAGGGAACACCAAUAAAUUUCUCAACAGCUACAUCUCUGAGUGAUCUUACAAUAGAAUCACCACCAAAUGAAUUGGCUAAUACUGGUAAUGCUGGCACCGGGAUGCAAUCAACUGAAUUUGAAAAGAGAGAUACCAUUCCUACAGAAGGCAGAAACACUGAUGAUAAGCAGAGGGGGAAAAAUCCAGCUGGCUCCGUUGUUGGGUUGACUGAUGAGAAAACAGAAGAAGGUGAUGACAUUCUUGCCGAGUGUAUCAAUUCUGCUAUGCCGAAAGGGAAAAGUCACAAGCCUUUCAGAGUGAAAAGGAUAAUGGAUCAAAUUCAACAAGCAUCUACAUCCUCAUCCAUGAGUAAUAAAAAUCAACUAGAAGCUGAGAAAAAGAAACCAACUUCACCAGUAAAGCCCAUGCCCCAAAGUAACGAGUACAGAGCACGUUUACGAAAAACCACAGAGUCAAAAAGUAGCUUUAAUAGUGAAAGGAUCCACACAGACAACAAAGAUACAAAGAAACAAAACCUUAAAAACAGCUCAAGGGAUUUUAAUGAUAAACUUCCAAAUAAUGAAGAGCAUUCAAGGGGAAGCUUUUCAUUUGAUUCUCCCCACCAUUACACUCCAAUUGAGGGAACUCCAUAUUGUUUUUCGCGAAAUGAUUCCUUGAGUUCUCUAGACUUUGACGAUGAUGUGGAUCUUUCAAGGGAGAAGGCAGAACUGAGAAAGGGGAAAGACAAUGAAAUUAAAUCUAACACCAUUACAGAACACAUUUCAAACCAGCAAUCAAGCAGUAGAACACAAGCUUGCCAAAAACAUGCUCCAACAGGACGAAAUCAAUCUAAAGCUCUGGUACAGAAACACAUCCCUUUUCCUCAGUCAUCCAAAGAUAUUACAGAUAGAGGUGCAGCUACAGAUGAGAAAAUGCAAAAUUUUGCAAUAGAAAAUACUCCGGUUUGUUUUUCUCGUAAUUCAUCUUUGAGUUCUCUUAGUGAUAUCGAUCAAGAAAACAACAACAAAGAAAGUGAGCCUAUAGAACAAAUAGAACCAUCUGAGGUACAGAUAGAAUCAAACAGACCACAAGCUUCUGGCUAUGCUCCUAAAUCAUUCCAUGUUGAAGAUACUCCUGUGUGUUUUUCAAGAAACAGUUCUCUCAGUUCUCUUAGUAUUGAUUCUGAAGAUGACCUUUUGCAGGAAUGUAUUAGUUCUGCUAUGCCUAAAAAGAAAAAGCCUUCAAGAACAAAAGGGGACAAUGAAAAAAGUAGCUGUAGAAACAUGGGAGGCAUUUUAGCGGAAGACUUGACCCUGGACUUGAAAGAUAUACAGAGGCCUGAUUCAGAACAUGGUUUUUCACCUGAUUCAGAGAAUUUUGAUUGGAAAGCUAUUCAAGAAGGUGCCAAUUCUAUAGUCAGCAGUUUGCAUCAAGCUGCUGCAGCAUCACUGUCUAGACAGGCUUCAUCCGAUUCUGAUUCAAUCCUUUCAUUAAAAUCUGGUAUUUCCUUAGGGUCACCCUUUCAUCUUACACCUGAUCAAGAAGAGAAACCUUUUACUAGCAAUAAGGGUCCAAGAAUUAUUAAGCCUGGAGAGAAAAGUACACUGGAAUCCAAGAAAGUAGAAUCUGAAAAUAAAGGUAUCAAAGGAGGAAAGAAAAUAUACAAAAGUAUGAUUACAGGUAAAGCUCGUUCCAAUUCAGAACUUACAAGUCACUUGAAACAGCCACUGCAAACAAACAUGCCUUCAAUUUCCCGAGGUAGGACAAUGAUUCAUAUUCCCGGAGUUCGAAAUAGUUCUUCAAGUACAAGUCCUGUUUCUAAAAAAGGACCUCAACUAAAGAGUACAGCUUCCAAAAGUCCUAAUGAAAGCCAGAGUUCCCCCAGAGUAACAAAGCCAUCAGUGAAAUCUGAGCCAAGCCCUAUAUCCAGACAGCCAUCACAACAGGGUGGAGCAAGUAAAGGGCCUUCUCGGUCAGGAUCUAGAGAUUCUACACCUUCUAGACCACAACAGCAACCAUUAUCCAGACCUCUACAGUCUCCUGGCCGAAAUUCAAUUUCACCAGGCAGAAAUGGCAUAAGUCCUCCUAAUAAACUCUCCCAGCUGCCAAGAACAUCAUCUCCGAGUACAUCUUCUACCAAGUCUUCAGGUUCAGGAAGAAUGGCAUACACAUCACCAGGCAGGCAAAUGAGUCAGCAAACUGUAGCAAAGCAAACAGCGCUGCCCAAAUGCACCAGCGGUAUUCCCAGAAGCGAGUCUGCCUCAAAAGGAUUAAAUCAAAUUCCUGGUGUUAGUGGAUCUAACAAAAAGGCCGAAUUAUCUAGAAUGUCAUCAACCAAAUCCAGCGGAAGUGAAUCUGACAGAUCAGAGAGGCCUGUUUUAGUACGCCAGUCAACUUUUAUUAAAGAAACUCCAAGUCCAACUCUAAGACGGAAAUUAGAGGAGUCUGCUUCAUUUGAAUCAUUGUCUCCUUCUAGACCAGACUCCCCCACCCAGUCACACACACAGACCCCAGUUUUAAGUCCUUCACUUCCUGAUAUGUCUUUAUCUACUCAUUCAACAAUCCAAACUGGUGGUUGGCGAAAGUUACCUCCUAACUUGAGUCCUUCUUUGGAAUAUAGUGAUGGAAGACCAACAAAACGGCAUGACAUAGCUCGGUCUCAUUCUGAGAGCCCCUCAAGACUGCCAAUUAACAGAUCAGGCACAUGGAAGCGUGAGCACAGUAAACAUUCCUCAUCACUACCUCGUGUAAGCACUUGGCGAAGGACUGGAAGUUCUUCCUCAAUUCUCUCCGCCUCUUCUGAAUCCAGUGAAAAGGCCAAAAGUGAGGAUGAAAAGCAACAUGUAAGUUCUUUUUCUGGACUCAAGCAAUCUAAAGAGAGUCAAGCACCAGCAAAAGGUACUUGGAGAAAGAUAAAGGAAAAUGAAAUUCCUCAGAUAAUGACUAGUCCUCCCCAGAAUACAUCAAGUGCUACCAAUGGUGCUGAUUCAAAAACUUUAAUUUACCAAAUGGCGCCUGCCGUCUCUAAGACAGAGGAUGUGUGGGUGAGGAUUGAGGACUGCCCUAUUAAUAAUCCCAGAUCUGGAAAAUCUCCCACAGGAAACACUCCCCCCAUUAUUGACAGUGUUUCAGAGAAAGGGAACAUGAAUAGUAAAGGUUCAACAGAUCUUCAUGGAAAACAAAAUACAGGAAAUGGAAAUGCCCCUGUUCGUACAAUGGGUUUAGAACACCGCUUAAACUCAUUCAUUCAAAUUGAUAGUCCAGACAAGAAAGGAACUGAAACAAAACCUGUGCUAAGCAAUCCUAUCCCUGCCCCAGAGGCCAGUGAAAGCAUCAUUAAUGAACGCACACCAUUCAGCUCCAGCAGCUCAAGCAAACACAGUUCACCCAGUGGAGCUGUGGCGGCAAGAGUGACUCCUUUCAACUAUAAUCCAAGCCCCAGAAAAAGCAGUGUGGAUAAUGGCUCUACGCGACCAUCACAGAUACCAACACCAGUCAAUAACGGCACAAAAAAACGAGAUUCAAAGACUGAAAAUGCAGAUUCAAGUGAUGCGCAGAGUCCUAAGCGCCAUUCUGGAUCCUACUUGGUGACUUCUGUUUAAGUAAAAAUUCUGAUGUAUUAUGCUAUAUGUGAAAUUUUUUUAAUGGAACUAUACAAGAGUGUGGGUUUGUUUGUUUUUUGUAAAUAAGUUUGAUUCUUGUAGAGGGUCCUUGUUCUGGAAGCCAUAUUUGAUAUUCUUUGUCUUCACUGGUAACGCUUUCGAGGGAUUCCUGAUUGAUAGUUUAGCAAUAAAAUUGCUAAAGUGAUUAUAUUUGUACAGUAUGUUUUACAUAUAUUUAAUUAACAUCCCAUAUCUUUAAUUGUUUUGGAGGGGGGAUUCAGGAAAGAUGAACAACAGAUUUAAAGAAAAGAAUUCUAUUGCUGUAUUGCUCAUUUUUAGAUUUGCAAAAUAACUAAAACUACAUCAGGGAGAAAUUGGUAUUAUUUAUGCAAAAAAAUACUCUGUUUUAGUAUUUGUGAAGCCACCUAACCUUAUAAUUAAUCAUGUGGCUGUGAAAUUCACAGUAAUAUGGUUUCUGCUGAACAAGCCUGUUUUUUCUGCAUGGAUAGAACUGAUCGUUCAUUUUCUGAAAUAAUGUUUAACAUUUCUGUGGUCACAUAAUGUGCAUAGAUAGUUAUGGUGUAAUGAUCUACCUUUUGUUUGUGCUCUGGAAAAAAAAGGAAAUCUGUGUAUGUGUAAACCUUGAACAAAAUUAUUUUACCUGAACUAGAUUUUAUCUGACAGUAGGUAGGAUUUUUGCUAUGCUGUAACUUGAUGUAUAUUCUGGUAUUUGAGGUGAGAUGGCUGCUCUUUUAUUAAUGAGACAUGGGUGAGGUCUCAACAGAAACUAAUGAACAUUUCAGAAUAAAUUAUUGCUGUAUGUAAAUUUUGUUGUGUGUUACUUUUGCAGUACCUAUUAAAUCAAUGUUUAAUUUUGGUA
Molecule: messenger RNA, 9454 nt
Organism: Euleptes europaea (tarantolino)
Lineage: Eukaryota; Metazoa; Chordata; Lepidosauria; Squamata; Sphaerodactylidae
Gene: APC
Product: APC regulator of WNT signaling pathway
Exons: 16
Coding region: 58-8574 (2838 amino acids)
Biological process (GO): pattern specification process; Wnt signaling pathway; positive regulation of protein catabolic process
Cellular component (GO): cytoplasmic microtubule; beta-catenin destruction complex; catenin complex
Molecular function (GO): beta-catenin binding; microtubule binding; gamma-catenin binding
Source: RefSeq, a predicted model, not a curated record